AUGGCUGCCUCGGCCGCGCCUUUGAUUCAGGUUCAUGCGACUGACGGGGGCUUGGCUUCAUGUUUGGGCAUCGCCCGUGUCAAGGCAGAGCUGGCCACCUUCAUGAAGGACACGCUGAAGAUGGAGUCGCUUCAGGAUUUCUUUUUCUAUGUCGCCAAGGAUGCCUGGGAAGCCGAGCUGGAUACUAAGGUGGUGACCCCAGCCGUCACUGCUACAGUCAUCACAGAAGGAAUGAAGGCUAUCCAGCUGGCUCGUGUUCGCAUGGCGUGGCAAUCCGCGGCAAAGCUUCAGGAUGUGGUUGAAACUCAGGCCGCGGGCUCUGGUUCGGCAGAUGACCCUUUGCCUGAGACGGCUCGCCAGCUCCUGGACCAACGUUGGAAGAAGCGCUACCCUGAUUUCGUUCUUGACCCGGCGCUCAUGGGGGCUUCUGCGAUCAUUCACCGUUUGUAUCGGGAGUGGGUCCAGGGUCAGCCGACUACCGUCAUCGACCUCCAGAAGAUGCGGACAGCUUUGGCCGAGCGCUUCCAGGGCGAUAAGCUUCAGAUUGCGCUGGGCGAUGCGACGCUGACAGUCACGGAUUAUGCAUCCACCGGGUCGCGAGUUCAGUUUCGGAGCGUGUCGCACUUCUACUUGCUGCAUAGAACCUUGACGAAUUGCUGGGCUUAUGUUGGCAGUGGCGAGGUCGAGUCAAAGAAUCGUCCGGGCACGCAGGUUGUCCAGAUGUCCUUUCAGCAGGCGCUUGGGUAUUCGGACACGAUCCUUCGCAAGGCCGUUGAUGUUCCUGAGCCGUCGCAGUUGGUGUGGAUGUCACGCAACGAUUCUCUCACGAGGUCCAGGAUGGCUGCUCACAUGAUGCAAGGGUGGCCGCCUGGAGAAGCUUUGGAGCGAGCCUUGGCCGAGACGGUGGAAUGGGCAAUGCUCCCGGCUCUGGGCGAGUCCGAGCUUCGCGGGCCUUCUCAUUCUCCCCUGGAUGCUUUGGGGCGAGAGCCGAGUACCAAGAGGACUUCCGAUGGUAUGCCGUCGGAGGAGGCGCUUCCUCGGAAGAAGAUCACCGUCGCGGGCUCUCCAUCCAAGCCAGGCAAUGCUAAGGCCAGACAGCAGACGGUCACCACCCUUAAAGGGAACAAGACGUUGUGCAAGGCUUGGAAUGACGAUCGCCACUGCCAACGAGCAAAGGCCGGUGAGCAGUGUCCGGAUGGCUGGCAUCUUUGCGAUGUCAAGCUGCCCUCAGGUCGCGGUUGUGGAGGAAAGCAUCGGCGCGAUCAGUGCCCAAAUGAUCCUCAGAGUUCUCUUCAGCAAGCAGAGCAUUCUGGGGACACUGGUGCCGUUUCCGAUCGUCAGCUACUUAUGGGCCAACUGGCUUCGGGAGUCGUGGGGUUGGCAUCGCGACGAGUCAUCCAGCGUGGGGGCUCUGUUGAAAAAGACGGGCAACUGCAGGCUUUUCGCUAUUGCAAUCCCUCUGAUGUUCAUGCUAGGCUUGAGGCAUCUAAGCCCCUAGCCUGGCGGGGUCGAGGAGAUUUGCCUUCCUUCCCGUGGUCUGCUUUGGGUACAUGGCUAGUGAUUGAUCUGUGGAGUGGUAUGGCUGGCACUUUGUUCGCAUGCAUGUCGCUCGGACUUCGUGUGUAUGCUAUCUCCGUUGAACAGGACCAUUUGGCCGCGGAGAGGACAGCCAGGAGCUUCCCGAACGUGAUUUCGCUGCAGUUCGUCGAGGAUUUUCGUGGUUCGAUGAUUCGAGGGUUCCUCAAGCGUCGGUCUGUGGAGGGAGUUAUUGUUGGAGGUGGAAGCCCGUGUCAGGGCAACUCCAGCUUGAAUCGCCACAGACGGGGUUUGGGGGACUCGCGCUCUUGUCAGCCCGAGGAACUCGCCCGCAUCUACAACGAGAUCAUGUCCCUGGACGAGGUGCAUGGGCUGAAAGUUCGCACGUUUUUGGAGAAUGUGGCUAGCAGUCCUCGAGCCGUCGUUCGGUACUACAACCAACUUAUGGAAACCAAGCCUUUGCUCGUUCGUGCCGCUCAGUUUGGAUGGGUCCAACGUGAUCGCCUCUUCUGGUUGGGAUCGCUGGGAGAUUUAUCGCGUGUUCGGUUGCCUCCAGAGGCCAGGGUCGAGGUUACUGAUUUGGGCUGGUCGCUCACCGUCAAGGCAGUUGCUCGUUUCCAAAAAGAUGCAUGCCGCUUUCCUGUGGAAGCGUACGAGGACAUUUCAUUGGCAUGGCGGCAGGGGGAAUGGCGCACUCUCACGCCAUCCGAGCGCGCUUCCAUACAUUGUAUCCCGCCGGAUGCCGUGGGGACCAGCACUCCCCAUCACUUGCCACAGGAGCAGCGAACUAAAGUUCGCAAUUCUUGGAUUGGGAACGGAUUUCACAUCCCCUGCGCCACCCUCAUCAUCUUCAUGUUGGUCUCGGAGGCUUCAGCGGUUCCUUCGCCCAUGCAGUGUGUCUUUGAACAGCACCUGCGGGGAUCCCUUCCUGGGCAACGCACCGUGGACAAUGUGGUCUCGGAUGUUCAGGCUAUCCUGGCGAGCUUUCCGGGGUGUUCGGAGGCGCCGUGGUCAAGAGUUCGCAAACGUCUUCGGGGUCACUCGAUACACCCGUUGUUCUCCUUCAAGCUCUUCUUGUGGCAUCGGGGUCUAAAUGAAGAGACUGAGGGCCCUUCUUGGGUAGGUCAGCGCAAUCGGGCGCUCCUCCAAGCAGCCGUGGGGAAACAGCGUGCGGCAGGUGACUCCAGGAAAGGGCUCGAUCAUCUUCUUCCCCCGGGACUCAGCAAGCAUGAACACAUCCAUGCGGCGUGUGGUCUUAAGUCUCCCUUCGACGUGGAUGGUGCAGUUGACCCUGACUUGGAGUUUGCGGCCUGGGCCUUGGGGGUUUGGGGUCCUCUUCUACCGGCGUGGCAGGAUUCUGUUCGGAAGUGCCUCCAUCGAUUGGUCAAGGCCUUUCAGCCGGUUGAGGAUUUCCUUAUGAGUGCAUCCCCUGUUGCUGGCUUGUCGACUCGCUCUCCCUUGGCGUUGGCAGUGUUCACGGUUCUGCUUGAUUGGCCUGACACUUCUCAACCUUUGCGUUACCUCACUGGUUUCAAGGCGGUCGGAGCCAUUGAACCGACGGGAGUUUUUCGCGAGAUCCCUCACACAGAACACGUGUCACAAGAUGAGUUUCUUGGCGAGGCCGCCAUGGAGUUCAUACAUGAUCUUGUUCAUCGUGUUCCUUCUCCCGAUGCACAGGCUAUCUGGGAUCUCACCAAGGAGGAGUGUGACAAAGGCUGGUGUUCUGGUCCUUUCUCGGUGGCUCAAUUGGAUCAACAGUUUGGGCAAGGACAGUGGCGACCAGUGCCACGUUUCCUCGUUACCCAGGCUAGUGGGAAGCAGCGUUUGAUUGACGAUGUGGUUCUUCACUUUUGGGGUGAGCUACCUGAUUGGUUCCUGCCCACGGCUUGCAUCAUGGAUUUGCCUGAGGCUUAUCGCGGGUGCCCCGUUGAGCCUCAACAGCGUGCUUUCACGAUUGCCGCCACCUUUGACCCGGAAGGCAGGCGUUGGUGUUUCUGGGUGUACACUGGACUCUUGUAUGGGUUGUCAUCGGCUGUACUCUCCUUCAACAGACUCCCUACGCUGUUGGUGGCGGUGGCGCGUAGGCUGAUUGCCCUCGGAUGUGGCGCAUACUUUGAUGAUCUCUUCGAUAUCGCAGUUCGAUGCAUCGCUCGUUCUAGCCAGGACGCGCUGUUGCACGUACUGGCGCUGGCUGGGGCUCCUCCCGCGCCAGACAAGACUCAACCCCCUAGAGCCAAUUUCGGUUACCUCGGGGCUGCAUUUGACUUCUCUUCCAUCAAAGAAGAUGGCAUCAUCACAUGUGGUCCUACUUCGGCGUCUUUGCAGAAAUUGCAGGACUCAGUAGCCGCAGUUGCAGAAUCGGGGCAGCUCUCACCGGCCGUUGCCUCUAAGUUGCGCGGACAGGCGGGAUGGACAGGGUCUUUACUUCAUGGUAAGUGUGGCCGUCUGGCUUUGAGAUUCCUCAAGCAGCGGCAGUAUGCCACGGAUGGAGACCGCACGGUAACACCCAGUCAACUUCAGGAGUUACGACUACUUGUGGCUAUCUCGCAGGAGGCGCCGGUGAAGUACAUUGACAUUCUUCAGCCUCCUCGGCAACCAGUCGUUGUGUACUCCGAUGCCAGCUACGAAUCGGGGGUAGCGAAGUGUGGUUGGGUUGUUUUCAGUCCGCAUUGUCGUCCCGUGGGCCAGGCCUUGACUGUGCCGCCGGAGUGGAUCGCUAGUUGGGAACCUCGUGAAACUCAGAUUUUCGCGGCGGAGGCUUUUUGUUCUCUGCUCGUUCCUUUCAACCUGCCCCACCUCUUCCGUGGCCAGGACAUUAUUUGGUUCAUUGACAACGAGGCCGCGGCGGCAGCGGUCAUCCGUGGCAGUAGCGGGUCCAUUGACGUUGACAUGAUCGUUCAGUUAUCCGCGCUGUUCCUCCUUCGUCUUAAUGCUCGUCUUUGGGUGGAAUGGAUUAAUUCUGACGCUAACUGCUCCGAUGGUUUGUCUCGCGACGGAGUUCAUGAUGAGUGGACACUUGAUCAAGGUUGGGAUCUCUCCGUGGCUCAGCUCCCCAGUCCAGCCAUUCACGAAACAUUGGGGACAUUGGGACUCGGUUUCGAUUGUCCAUUUCGUGUUACAUAA
Molecule: messenger RNA, 4659 nt
Organism: Symbiodinium sp. CCMP2592
Lineage: Eukaryota; Dinophyceae; Suessiales; Symbiodiniaceae
Source: the annotation of a GenBank genome assembly